This is a messenger RNA of Calliphora vicina (urban bluebottle blowfly), 2887 nucleotides long. RefSeq names its product Curly Su (gene cysu). Gene Ontology annotation, molecular function: peroxidase activity; heme binding. The transcript is spliced from 10 exons. The record is from RefSeq and is a predicted model, not a curated record. Gene Ontology annotation, biological process: response to oxidative stress. NCBI's taxonomy places the organism in Eukaryota, Metazoa, Arthropoda, Insecta, Diptera, Calliphoridae. Bases 115 to 2394 code for a protein of 759 amino acids.
AUUUUUGCUGCUGAUAUUUGCGACAAAAAGCUUUUCGUACAACAAAUAUCGCUAUUUUAUUUUAAAAGAAGUCAUUAACAAAGAAUUGCCAUUUGUUUAAUUUAUCGUAACAAAAUGAUUUUAAGAAUAUUUCUAUUAACCACAGCUUUGGUAGCAGCACCCAGUACAAUAAAUGCACAAUUUCAUCAUUUUGGUGAAGCUUUAAAUACAUCACCAUUGGGGGCCGAUUGUGCUCUAAUACUAUCAGGACCUGGAAGAUCAUCGGUAUACGAUUAUAGUGUCAAUUUAUUCCGUGGUUCAUUAGGUCCUUAUAAUGGUGACUCAACUUGUAUUACAUACGAUGCUGUAAAUGCUGCCUAUUUGGAUGCACGCAAAAGAAUACAUGUCUCACAACCUAAAGGUGAAUGGAAGGCCGAAGAUAUUGCCACCGUGGGUGAAUUAUUACUGGACAUUUCCAUACAAUUGGCCAGAACUUAUGGUCUCUCCUAUGAAGAAAUCGAAAAAGGUUUACCCACCGUUGACACCUCAAAAACUCUGAUACGUGAAGUCUGUCCACCUUUCUUCUCAGGAGUUGAAUGUCGUCCCGGUAAAUACAGACGUUUCGAUGGUUUGUGCAACAAUAUUGAACAUCCCACAUGGGGUGCUGCUAUGUCUCCUUUCCAACGUUUAAUUGGCCCGCUCUAUGCUGAUGGCAUAAAUGCACCACGUAUUUCAGUAACUGGACGUGAUUUACCCUUCUCACGUGUGGUCUCGCGUACAAUGCAUCCCGAUGAUGGUUAUCAUGAUCAUGCUGGUACUGUUAUGGUUAUUGCUUGGGGUCAAUUUAUGGAUCACGAUUUUACUUUGACUGGUACACCAUUGGAUCCUAUUAACCGCAAUGAUCCCGAAGAAUGUUGUAAACGUCCCAUGCACUUGAAACAUCCCUAUUGUAAUGAGAUUCGUGUGCCGGAUGAUGAUUAUUUCUAUCGUCUUUUCAAUGUUAAAUGUAUUGAUUUUGUUCGCGCUUUCCCUUCACCUAGACCUGGCUGUAAAUUGGGCUCUCGUCAACCAUUCAACACUUUGACUGGUGUCAUUGAUGCCAAUACCGUGUAUGGUGUAAAUGAGAAAAACGCUCGCAAAUUGCGCACUGGUUAUGGUGGUUUGCUACGCAUGAACCCAGUCUUCAAUGAGUAUGGUCUUAAAGAUUUGUUGCCACUCAAAUUAGACAUUCCCGAUGAAGGUUGCACCAGACCCAACAAGAGCAUGUUCUGUUUCGAAGCCGGUGAGAUUCGUGUCAAUGAACAAUUGGUACUGACCUGCAUGCACACUUUAAUGGCCAGAGAACACAAUCGUUUGGCUACCGGUUUGUCUCAGAUCAACAAGCACUGGGACGAUGAGACUCUAUUCCAAGAGUCCAGAAGAAUUAACAUUGCCAUUGUACAGCAUGUGACCUACAAUGAAUUCUUACCCAUUUUGUUGGGCAAAGAAGUUAUGGAGAAAUUUGGUUUGGUUUUGCAAAAAGAUGGUUAUUGGGAUGGCUAUGAUUCCAAGGUAAAUCCUGGUAUUAUUGAUUCGUUUGCUGGUGCUGCUUUCCGUUUCGGCCACUCGUUAUUGCCAACAGCUGUAGAACGUUGGUCAAAGGCUCAUAAGUUUAUUGCCUCAAAGAGAUUGUCUGAUUUGAUAAGACGUCCUUAUGAUUUGUACAGAGCUGGUGUUUUGGAUGAAUAUUUUAUGGGUUUAAUGAAUCAAGUGGCCCAGGCUAUGGACGAUUCAAUAACACAAGAAGUAACAAAUCAUUUGUUUAAGAAAGAAGGUGCUAGAUUUGGUAUGGAUUUGGUGUCGUUUAAUAUGCAACGUGGUCGUGAAUUUGGUAUACCCGGCUAUAUGGAAUUCCGUAAAUUCUGUGGUCUACCCACCUCGAAUACCUGGGAUGAAAUGUUUGGUUCUAUGCCCAAUGACACCAUUGUGAGAUAUCAAUCGAUAUUCGAACAUCCUGCUGAUAUUGAUUUAUGGUCUGGUGGUGUCUCUGAGAAAUCUUUGCCCGGUUCUAUGUUGGGUCCCACUUUUGCCUGUGUCAUUGCUACCCAAAUGAGUUAUAUAAGACGCGGUGAUCGUUUCUGGUAUGAGUUGCCCAACCAGCCCUCAUCUUUCACACCUGAACAAUUGCAGGAAAUACGCAAAGCCAAAUUAUCACGUUUGAUAUGUGAUAAUACAGAUUUAAUAGAUACAGUACAAAUAUAUCCCAUGGUAUUGCCCGAUCAUGAAAUUAAUCCCCGUGUGCCUUGUAAGAGUGGUAUUAUACCCUCCAUUGACUUAACAAAAUGGGCCGAUUAUGCUAGUCCCGAUAUCGCCUCACCAGUUUUUAACUAUAUAAAUGAAAUUCCCGAUACUUUGCUAAACUUCCGUAAGAAGUAAUCGAUAAUACCCCAGUCCCAGCAUUUCUUUUUAUUGUUAAAUACUCAAGGAGCAUUAUAUUCAUACUCCCUCCCAAAUCAUCAUUUUAUUUUUCUUUUACUCUUCGACACACAUUUCUCUUAUACAUUUUUUAACUUAUUAAAAGUCGUCGUCGUCUUCUACUUAUUUACUCUCAUUUCUAUUCUAAGUCAAUGUUAUAUUUUUUCUCUUAUACAUGUGUUCUUAGCAUUUUUCUUCAUUAUAAAUAUGAAUAUUUGAAUGAAUAUUUUUUAGUUUCACUUGCUUACGUCAUAAUUGUUUAUUUUUGAUUAUUUUGCAAUGAAUAAUUUUCAUUUAUUUUACGUUUUAAUUAUUUUUUGUGUAUAUAUUAUUUUUAAAUAGUAAAAAUUUGUUUAAGUAUUUUUUUUUUCAUUGUAAUCAUUAUUUUGUUUAUACAUUUAAUAAUAACAAUUUAUACAAACAAUAAAAUUAAAUAAUAUAUAUAAAUAAAAAA